Hyalella azteca is the source of this 2667-nucleotide messenger RNA. RefSeq names its product F-box only protein 9. Gene Ontology annotation, biological process: SCF-dependent proteasomal ubiquitin-dependent protein catabolic process. The coding region runs from base 148 to 1686 and encodes 512 amino acids. The transcript has 12 exons. Gene Ontology annotation, cellular component: SCF ubiquitin ligase complex. Gene Ontology annotation, molecular function: protein binding. NCBI's taxonomy places the organism in Eukaryota, Metazoa, Arthropoda, Malacostraca, Amphipoda, Hyalellidae. The record is from RefSeq and is a predicted model, not a curated record.
AUAGUGUCUUCUUCUUGUAGAAUGUAGAGCCUCAAGGUUCUUGACAGAAAUGAUAAGGCUUUUUGUCGUUGGCUUUUCAGAUGCAAUUCCUUGAUUUGUCAUUUUCUUUGAUUUCUUAAUCGUUUCAAAAGGGUUUUUAAACAUAUAAUGGAAGAGCUCAGUAAAGGAGAUCUGGAGCCUGGUGAUGAGGAUUCAAACAAUUUGGAUGUUGUGCCUCUCACUGAAGCUCAUCUGUCCCAGCAAAAUGUUGAGAUUGAACUUGAAUCUUUCCGUCAACGUUGGAAAGAUGAGCUUUCUAAGAACCUGAAUGAGACUGGCAAUGGAACACAAGAAAGCCAAAGCUUUACUCAGCAAAGUUACACAAAAGAUUCUAAGAGAUUUAUCUCAAAGGAUAAAAGUUGUGGCAUCUCAUCUCAGCCUAAACAGUCUAAGCAAUGUUCAGCUUUUGCUGAAAAUGCUACUAUUGCCAAUUCUGUACCCUCAAGUGCCAACAAUGAUAGUUUCAGUGUAAAUAUUUCAAAUGAUGCCAUUAGAUUAGGAGCUUUUAUUGAGGAAGAGAAAGAGCAAAAGGCGCGCAGUCUCUAUGUGAGAGGAGUGGAGCUGGAGAGAGCAGGAAAGCUCUAUGAAGCCAUCCAGGAAUACCGUCGCGCCAUGCAGCUUGUGCCGCACAUUGAGAGUAUCGCUGUAUCACAAGGCUCGGGUGAUGGGGAAUCCGCCGAGAGUUGCAGCAACACCGCCAGUGAGGACGACGAGGGCAGCACAGGCGCUGACGAGGAAGUUGGUGUACGCGGUCAUAUUGUGUCCCACAUCAGCGCCCUGCUUGGGCCCAACGCUCCUGUCUGCCAGAAAAGACAUCAACAGCAGAGCACGCACUUGAGCAGGCUUCCUCUGGAGAUCAUGGAGCAAAUCAUGUGCUGGGUGGUGGGGGGAGAACUGGACAUGCGGUCACUCCACGCGGUGGCCGCUGUGUGCCGGGGCUUCUUCCUCCUCUCCAGAUCUGAGACGCUCUGGAAGAAAGCUUGUCAAAGAGUUUGGGGACCUGACUGUGCUCCAUGUGGCAGCGAUGACGACACAGCAGUUGAUGCUCUCGCUAAUUACAGCUGGCGAGACAUGUACCUAAAGCGCCCUAAGCCCAGAUACAAUGGGUGCUACAUCUCUAAAAUAUCAUACUUCAGGUCUGGAGAAUGCAAUUUUCAUGACCAAAAUUACCAACCGUGGCACCUCGUUGUUUACUACAGAUUUUUCAGGUUCUUCCCUGGUGACGUUGUUCUGAUGACCACCACAUCUGACCAGCCACAGGCCGUCGUGGCGCUCCUCGCCCACAAGGACCCCAAGCAAUCCCAGGUUCUGGCUGGCCGUUACACGCUGGAAGGCUCUUUGGUUCACCUCCACUUCAGACGCUACAGCAACUCGAAGCGGCCGCUCCAGAGGACUCGCAGAAGAAGAGGUCAAGGCACCACUGACGUCGCUGAGACUCACUUCAACAUGACGUUAGAGCUUUGCAACGCACGUCAGGGAGGGCGCAACUGGUUCCUACAGUGGCGCAGCUACAGCAUCAGCAGCGUGCAGUUCAGCGGUGUUAUCCAGUCAGCUGAUGUUGACGUCACUCAGCUCGACUCCUUCCCUCAGCUCGCCUUCAGCAGGGUUAAGAGCUACACCAGAGAAGCUAUGGAACCUCUUAAAUGAAAGUAUCACAUCCUAAGUAUUUCAACCAUUCAGCAGGGUUAAGAGCUACAUUAGAGAAGCUAUGGAACCUCUUAAAUGAAAGUAUCACAUCCUAAAUCAACCAAGCUCAUGAAAUGCACAAGAGAUUUGAAUCCUUGCUACUGACAUUCAUUUCCAUUGUCACUCUCUGUACUAUACAUUUUAUGACCUUAUACACUUUAUCUUCGUUUGGGAUGUCUUACGCGAGCGCUUCAGUUAGGCAACUACUUUUAAUCGAUUUUGCUUUUCAUUUGAAUGAUUCUUGUGUUAUGAGAGGUUUUACAAUUGGUAUCAAAACUAUUUUGGGACUUUUGUAGUUCAAAAGAACGUCUUAUGAUUUAAAUAACACUUUUUCUCUUUUGAUCUGUGCGGUCAAAAGAGAAAAAGGCCCAAGAUUCGCUUCGGCUUUUCUCUGAGUCUAUUGACCGCUUGAACUUCAUCUACAAAUCAUGACGACAAAGUAUUAUUUCGAGCAGUCAUUACUGAUGAUUUUGUCUAUUUUAUAUUCAUGUUCAUAACCGUUACUUCAGGUGGACAGCGAUAUUGCUUUGCGUGUAAAUCUGUUAGUUAGCUCGCAUGAAGUAUAUUGUAACACCUUGUACUGGAAUUAUUUUCAAGAGAAGUUAACAAUAAUACUAAUUCAGACAUCGGUUUCAAAGAAGUCCCUGGCGUUCUAAAUGACCUUAACCAAUAAAAUAAGAAGUUUGCAACUUGUUACAAUUGCUCAUUGUCAUAUUUUUAUUACUUUAUUGUUUAAUAAUUACUUUCAUUACUUUAUUAUUGUUUUAUGAUUGAGAAUUCAAAUAUUUACCGGAGAUAUAACGAUACGAACAUGUACAUUUAUUACUUAACAAACUUUUUGAAGUCAGAAUUUAGCAAUCUGUUUGCAGACGAUAAUGUAGUCUGUGUACAAAAGAAAAUUGUGAUCUCCUAUCAAUGUUUUCAUUAAAUGCAAUAAAUUUU